CAAUCCAAUCCAAUCCAAUCCAAUCCUCCUCUCUUCUCUUCAACUCACUCACCAUAUUUAUCCCACUUUGGCCUUUCACACCGUGGCUCGCUGCUGCUAACUCACUAGUCUACUCUUUCUAAUUCUUCGCCGACACUCUCGAUUUGAUUAGAUGAGCGUCUCCGGCGGUGUAGGAUCGCCGCCCACGGGGGUGGCUGAGCCGCUCUACGCGGCUGAGAGGAUAUCGGUUUGGUGGGACAUCGAGAACUGCCAGGUUCCCAGGGGCUGCGACCCGCACGCUAUUGCACAGAACAUAAGCUCCGCGCUGGUGGCGAUGAACUACUGUGGGCCUGUCUCCAUCUCUGCCUAUGGCGACACCACCAAGAUCUCUCCUUCAAUUCAGCAGGCCCUUAAUAGCACUGGCAUCGCCCUCAAUCACGUCCCUGCAGGUGUUAAAGAUGCCAGUGACAAGAAGAUUCUGGUGGACAUGCUAUUUUGGGCAGUUGACAAUCCUGCUCCUGCUAAUUAUUUGUUGAUAUCUGGUGAUCGAGAUUUUUCAAAUGCUCUCCAUCAGCUGCGCAUGCGUAGAUAUAAUAUUCUUCUAGCACAACCUCAAAAAGCAUCAGCAGCACUUGUUGCUGCAGCAAAGAAUGUAUGGCUCUGGACAAGUCUUUCAUCAGGAGGUCCGCCUCUUACUAACAUCGAAUCAAAGCAGUUUGUCACUAACAGCAUUGGAAAUGUUUCAAAUUGUGAGACAUUAGCUAUGCCCAUCAACAUUUCCAGUCAGCAAAACCAAUCUGUGGAUACGUUCCAUGAAAGUCUUUAUGCAGUGAAUCAGAAGUUCGGCAAUCUUGGAAGGGGUCCAGAUACUAAAUUUAAGAGCAAACAAAUUCGGAGAAAUGUGACUCUACCUAGUAUGUCAAGAACUUCAAGUGCAGUGGUGGGACCUCAAGAAGACCAUAUUAAUGUGAACUUUAAUCAACAAGGACAAGGGUACCCUAAUCAUUUUAAUGAUUCUCAAAAUUUAUCUGCUGCUCAUAAUACAGGAAUUCCUUUCACAGGACCUGGAACUUCUCCAAAUAUCAUUUACCCUGGAUCUUCUUGGGUGAAUCCUAGUAACCCUUUUAACCCUUAUCAAAGUUGCCUAACAAUGCCAAUGAGGCCAAACACACCACCGCCACCACCACCAAGUAAUGCACUGCCACCCAUUUCACAUAUGCGCCCUGCACACGUGAUGCCUCCCAGGACGGAUGUACCUAGCACUGCCUUAUGUACUUUAACUAAUGCACCUGACAUCAGUAGGCUAAAAGUGGGUGAAUAUCCUAAUGACGGAUACAAUCCUCCUCUUGCUCAACCAAGGAAUGGAGGAGAGGUGAGGCCAACUCCCAAUAUUAAUUCUUCUCACCAUCUAAACUUGAAUGGGCCCCCGAAAGUAUAUAAACCUCAGAAGAAACAGUCAUUUUACAGUGAGAAAGAAGCGAACAGGUAUCCACUCUCUGGGCAAGAGAUUUUGCCACCGCCUUCCUCUGCAAUUGGCAGUAGUAAUGUAUCUGUUAAUGGUGCGUGGGGAGGUUCCACAAACCCUUCCGAUUAUGUGCUAAGCCUUAUGGGGGUUAUCAUACUUGCCUUGGAUACAUUAAAAAAUGAGAAGAUUAUGCCAACUGAGGCAAACAUUUCUGAUUGUAUUCAUUAUGGAGAUCCAAGUUAUCGUGAUACUGAUGUUAAGAAGGCUCUUGAGAGUGCAGUUGAACAUCAGAUGGUAGUAAUGCAAAACUUAGGUGCUUUGCAAUUAUAUGUGCGUAAGAAUGAGAAAUUGUGGAAGUGUGUCAAUCCACUUGGUGAAAAUCAAAAGGAGUAUUCAACAGAAAUCUGGGAUGAAAUCCAGAAAUUUCUAUCAUCUUCUGCUGGACAGUCUGCCUUGUUGGCUACCCAUUGCAGGUAUGAAGCAGCCACUGUUAUAAAGAAGAUGAGUUUAAAAGAGCUUUCUCUUGGAGAAAUACUUCAGAUCUUGCACAUGAUUAUCAAUAUGAAGAAAUGGAUCGCACAUCAUCCAUCAGGAUGGCAACCAGUUAAGAUUGCUGUUGCAGAGACUAACCCAACCCUGGUCCAGGGAAGUUAGCUGCAACAUCCCAACAUCAGCUUGUUGAUAACUAGUUAUGGAAGGGAAGGGCCUUUAGCUACUCUAUGGCUUCCUAUCGUGAUGGAGCUUAACUUGGUAAAAUUUUGGCCCUUCCUACUUAUCCAGUGAAAACUUCAGUAAGUAGCUCUUUCAAACAUUUAAGUCAUAUAGAGUAGGUGCAUAAUGUUUUGGAUGCCCUUUUUGUUAUUUUAUUUUUUCCUUGGGAAAGUAUAAAGACUGUUUGGUCAGUGGUAAACCGGGCAAUCCACUGAGGUUGUUGUCUUGACCAUCAUCCCAUAGUAUUUGAUCUCGUACUUUGGAGACAGUAUACCAUGUGGAGACUAGGUCUUGCUUUACUCUCUUGCAUGGAUAGUAGUUGUUACAAGUUAUGGCUGCUAGUUUAUAUUCUAUUGAUCUACAACUGCGAGCAUCAAAUAUCUGGAAAUUACUACAAGGGAGUUGCCGUUGGAGAACUCAAAAAGAAUACAUUCUUCAAAAACAUAUUUGAGGAGGAAUCCUAUUUGACUUUGAUGGAGCUUAUAAAUCUCGAAGCCAUUCAUCUCAGAGGAGAUAACUGGUUAUAGACAGUAAUGCAAAUAUAUAUGUAUAAUGUAUAUGUGUAUAUAUAUGUAUAUGCUGUUGGAUCUAGAAAUGUCAGAGAAGCAUGAAAAACUGGAGGACACAGGUGACACAGCCAAAAGGAAAGGAAGUGAUGAAUUAGCAUGUUAUCUUCUGAAUAUCUGGUGGGAAGUUUGGGCAGAUUUGGACUGUUCUAUCUGUAUUACACAUUCAAGAUUUACAGUUUGAAAGAGAGUAGAGACAAAUGACCACAGAAAUCUAAAAUUCUAGUGAAACUGCUGUCCAGUGUGUUGGAGGUUGAGCAAUUACCCAAUAAGAUCAAUCAAGUACAACAUUCAGCUUGGCAUACUAAGAAAGUAGACAACCAUAUGGUAGAUUUAAAAGCUGUUUCCUUGUGAUGUAUUGUAGAUAUAUGCUGUAUGAACUGGUUUUAUGCUUGUAUCUUAUAACUUAAUAAUAAGUUUUCUAUUUUUCUGAGAUUA
This is a messenger RNA of Ipomoea triloba (trilobed morning glory), 3159 nucleotides long. RefSeq lists its product as uncharacterized. The transcript is spliced from 3 exons. The record is from RefSeq and is a predicted model, not a curated record. Gene Ontology annotation, cellular component: peroxisome. Gene Ontology annotation, molecular function: RNA nuclease activity. Lineage: Eukaryota; Viridiplantae; Streptophyta; Magnoliopsida; Solanales; Convolvulaceae. Bases 152 to 2098 code for a protein of 648 amino acids. Gene Ontology annotation, biological process: regulation of gene expression.